AUGCUCGUCCAAAGAUCACGCGCCCUCGGGCCCAUGAUGGCCCGCCGCGGCCUGGCUACCCCCUCGUCCGUGCCAGUCAAGGACUUCCCCUCCAUCACACCCCCUUACCCCCGCCUGCUCAAGACGCUCGACGAGGUCCGCACCGUCCUCCCCAAGGACCGCAAGCUCACCUUGGCUGAGAAGAUUCUCUACUCGCACUUGAGGAAUCCCGAGGAGAGCCUCGGCGGUGGAGGCCAGAUCCGCGGCGAGCGCUACCUCAAGCUCCGCCCUGACCGUGUCGCGAUGCAGGACGCCUCGGCCCAGAUGGCUCUUCUGCAGUUCAUGACCUGCCGUCUUCCUGACACCGCUGUCCCCGCCUCGAUCCACUGUGACCACCUUAUCCAGGCCCAGACCGGCGCGGCCUCCGAUCUGCCCCGCUCCAUCGAGCAGAACAAGGAGGUCUUCGACUUCCUUGAGUCGGCUGCCAAGAAGUACGGUAUCGAGUUCUGGAAGCCUGGGUCUGGUAUCAUCCACCAGAUCGUUCUUGAGAACUAUGCUGCUCCUGGUCUCCUCAUGCUCGGUACCGACAGCCACACGCCCAACGCUGGCGGUCUUGGCAUGCUCGCUAUCGGUGUCGGAGGUGCCGACGCCGUCGAUGCCCUCACCGACACCCCCUGGGAGCUCAAGGCUCCUCUCAUUACCGGUAUCAAGCUCACCGGCAACCUCCAGGGCUGGGCCACUCCCAAGGACCUGAUCCUUCACCUCGCUGGCAAGCUUACCGUUCGCGGUGGUACUGGCCGUAUCCUUGAGUACUUCGGCCCCGGUGUCACCGCCCAGUCGUGCACUGGUCUUGCUACCAUUGCCAACAUGGGUGCCGAGGUCGGUGCUACCACCUCGACCUUCCCCUACUCGGACAACAUGCGCCAGUACCUCCACGCGACGUACCGUGGCCCUGUCGCCGAUGCCGCCGACGCUGCCGCCAAGCAGGGCUUCCUCUCGGCCGACGAGGGCGCCGAGUACGACGAGGUCAUCGAGGUUAACCUCUCGGAGCUCGAGCCCACCCUCAACGGUCCCUUCACCCCUGACCUUGCUACCCCUCUGUCCAAGUUCUCCGAGUUCAUCAAGGAGAACAACUACCCCGUCACCCUCUCGGCCGCUGCUAUCGGCUCGUGCACCAACUCGUCGUACGAGGACAUGUCGCGUGUCGCCUCGAUUGCCGAGCAGGCCAAGGAGGCCGGCCUCAAGUCCAAGGUGCCUUUCCUUGUGACCCCCGGCUCUGAGAUGAUCCGCGCCACCAUUGAGCGCGACGGCCUUCAGGGCCGCCUCGAGGACGUCGGCGCGACUGUCCUUGCCAACGCCUGUGGCCCUUGUAUCGGCCAGUGGAAGCGUGAUGACCACCAGGGCGAGGACAACGCCAUCCUUACCUCGUUCAACCGCAACUUCAAGGCUCGUAACGACGGUAACCUGAAGACCCUCAACUUCCUUGCCUCGCCCGAGCUCGUGACUGCCUUUGCCUUCGCCGGUGACCUCAACUUCAACCCCACCACCGACAGCAUUGACACCCCCAACGGCCCCUUCAAGUUUAAGGCCCCAUCUGGCGACCGCCUGCCUCCUAUCGGCUACACGGCUGGUGACCUGUCGUUCGCCCCCACUCCCUCCCCCAAGCCUGUCCCUGAGACUGAGAUCGCUAUCUCGCCCUCGUCGACUCGCCUGGAGAUCCUCGAGCCCUUCGACUCGGUCUUUGCCGCUGGCCCUACUGAGCUCCCCGAGCUCACCUGCCUCCUUCGUGUCCGUGGCAAGUGCACGACCGACCACAUCUCUGCUGCCGGCCCCUGGCUCAAGUACAAGGGCCACCUCAGCAACAUCUCUGAGAACACCCUCAUGACGGCUGUCAACGACGAGGGUGGCCAGAUCAACGUUGCCCGUGACGCCCAGGGCGAGGACACCAUCCCUCACAUCAUGCAGCGCUACAAGGCGCGCAACGAGCCCUGGAUGCUCGUCGUCGACGACAACUACGGUGAGGGAUCUGCCCGUGAGCACGCCGCUCUCCAGCCCCGUUUCUACGGCUGUGGCCUCAUUGUCGCCCGCUCGUUUGCUCGUAUCCACGAGACCAACCUCAAGAAGCAGGGUGUUCUUCCUCUGUGGUUCGCCGACAAGGCCGACUACUCGAAGAUUUCGGCUGGCGACAAGGUCCAGACCGAGGGCCUCAAGGAGCUCCUCGCUGGCACCUCGCCUGAUGGUCAGAUCCGCCUCAAGGUCACCAAGCCUUCCGGCGAGGUCGUGACCAUCGAGACGACCAACACCAUGAGCGCCGACCAGCUCAACUGGCUCCGCGCCGGCUCUGCGCUCAACUUUAUUGAACUCAAAGUCCUCCCUACUCAGCCAGAACACCCCACGAUCCCAGAGGAGGAGGAUGAAGAGAACGAGCCGCUCCAGCGCAUUGCUGAAGAUACUGGAGAUGGCGAGGGCGUCGAGGUCGAGUUCUACACGCCCCUCGCCCAGAUCCCGGCCGGUUCGGCCCGUCGCGAUGCUAUCAAGCUCACCAAGUCAGAGAAGGCCAAGCUCCCGCGAGUGACGGCCUACUGCACCGCAGCAUCAUAUAACCUGCCUGGUCUGCAGGCAUACCUUGCCGCAAAACCCGCGUCAUAUCGCACGCACCCGCGCGUGUUCGACACCGAGUGCCUGCACACGCCGUACCUCCCGCCGCCGACCAGCGCGUCGGCGUUGAAUCGCUCACCCGCGAUCAAGCCGGUCCAGCCGGCUGCGCUCCUCCCGGUGCCCGAGGGCAACCUGUUGAAUCUGGACGACGACGACACCGUGUCGUACUCGCCUGCACGUGUCCCCGCGCGGAACGACGCGACAAAACGCAAGACGGGCUUUGCGAGGCGUCCUGGCGGCGGCGGUAACCGCUGGCAGAAUGGUGACGAGGCCACGGACAAGAACGACGAGACGGACGACGAGGACUGGGAGGAGGAGGAGUGGGUCCCUGACGUCUUCCUCUUCGAGUAUGGCACCGUCGUCAUCUGGGGCAUGACGGAGAAGGAGGAGAAGGCGUUCCUCCGCAGCAUCAAGAAGUUUGAAAUCGAGCGCCUCAGCUCCGAGGACAUUGAGAUGGAGGAUCUCAACUUCUACUACGCCGAUUACUCGCGCAUAUACAACGACGUCAUCACGCUGCGCAAGGGAUCGUCGUACAUGACAAAACUCUCUCUCUCGCACGCCCUGUCGCAGUCUGUCAAGAUCUCGCUGUUCGAGGAGCUCAUCAGCGCGACUAUCGAGCAGACCAAGGACAUUCCCAAGACACUGAGCGAGACGGGCAAGAUUGGUCUCCCGCGCAGCGAGAUCAUGAAACACAUUGGCAACCUGUUCAUCCUGCGCAUCAACAUCAACCUCGUGGGGUCGAUCUUGGACUCUCCUGAAUUCUUCUGGACGUUCCCAGAUCUCGAGCCCCUGUACAACGCGUGCCGCUCGUAUCUUGAGAUUGGCCAGCGUGUCGAGCUCCUCAACGGCCGUGUCGAGGUGCUUCAGGACAUGCUGAUGCUGCUCAAGGAGUCGGUCAACAGCUCGCACGGCGAGCACCUCGAGGCGAUUGUCAUUGCCCUCAUUGGUAUCGAAAUCAUUCUUGGCCUGGUCACAAUCCUGGUCGACCUGAGCCUUGCUUAGUCGGGCUGUUAAUCAUUCUAGUACAUACAGUACGCCUUGUCAUUGAUUGUGUACAGUAUGCAUGUACGAGUGCGGGG
This is a messenger RNA of Vanrija pseudolonga, 3716 nucleotides long. It is a transcript of the gene SPBP4H10.15, whose product is annotated as Homocitrate dehydratase, mitochondrial. Gene Ontology annotation, molecular function: 4 iron, 4 sulfur cluster binding; aconitate hydratase activity. Gene Ontology annotation, biological process: tricarboxylic acid cycle. The record is from RefSeq and is a predicted model, not a curated record. The transcript is spliced from 12 exons. Gene Ontology annotation, cellular component: mitochondrion; cytosol. NCBI's taxonomy places the organism in Eukaryota, Fungi, Basidiomycota, Tremellomycetes, Trichosporonales, Trichosporonaceae. Bases 1 to 3639 code for a protein of 1212 amino acids.